AACUAAAACAUAACGGAAACAAACAAUUGCAUUAUUCGUGCAGGCAAUCAACAAAAUAUCUUGAAAAAUUACUUUUUGCUUUAUUUCCUAAUUUCCAUUCGUCGCGAGGGUUAUAAAAUCCCACCAAAGCACAACUCACCGAUUUCUUAUCAAUUGUCAUGCCCAUCCCUACACACGCGGCUGUUCGAAGUCAGCUUUUGACAGUUCACAAUCGAAACAAAACCCUCAAGCCGCGUGUUUUCUCUGAAUUCCGUCGCAGAUUUAUUUCGUGUGCCAGACAGUGAAUAAAAUAGGUAAUUUCGCUUGCAUAGGCUUCUUUCGCCCAAAGGCGGUAUUGUAUAGGUAAAACUAAGUUUAGAAAUUACACGCCGUUAGCGCAAAAAGUGCUAGGAGUCUGCAUCCGAGUCGCGGCGAGCACAUUUUUUCGAGGCGGCUCCAAACACUUCCUGCUAGCGCUGCGGAAUUAAUCGAACCCGGCCGAAAGGGAAAAUUGGCGGCCCUGCGGAGGAAGGUUACCCACCGCAGUCCUUUGUUUACAAACAAUUAAGUCGGCUACAAUAAACAAUUCGUGUGUACCACUCAAUCACCAGUUUGACCAGCCGGUCAGACUAGACAGUGAAUCGGAGGAGACGUUAAUUAGCGACAACAUACAUUGGCGAUACGUCGUAGCGAAAGCAUGAAGUACAUACUCGUGACGGGUGGCGUGAUCAGCGGCGUCGGCAAAGGAGUUAUCGCCAGCUCGUUCGGAACAUUGCUGAACGCGUGUGGCAUACCGAUAACAUCGAUCAAGAUCGAUCCUUACAUUAACAUCGAUGCUGGAACGUUUUCACCCUACGAGCACGGAGAGGUGUUCGUGCUUGACGAUGGCAGUGAGGUGGAUUUGGAUCUCGGCAACUACGAGAGGUUUUUAGAUGUUGUCCUACACAAAGAUAAUAAUAUUACCACCGGCAAGGUGUACAAAAUGGUGAUCGAUAAGGAACGCAUCGGAAUGUAUCUUGGAAAAACUGUGCAAGUGGUGCCGCACAUAACAGACGCGAUACAGGAAUGGGUCGAACGAGUUGCAGUUACGCCAGUAAAGGAUGAUAUAGUACCGGAAGUUUGCAUUAUCGAGCUGGGCGGAACGAUUGGUGAUAUCGAAGGGAUGCCGUUCGUCGAAGCCUUCCGUCAGUUCCAGUUUCGCGUGAAGAAGGAAAACUUUUGCGUCGCACACGUUUCGCUUGUGCCACUGCCCCGUGCUACGGGUGAACCGAAAACCAAACCAACGCAAGCGAGCGUUCGUGAAUUGCGUGGUUUCGGUUUAAGUCCGGAUAUGAUAGUGUGCCGGUCGGAGAAUCCCAUCGGCGAUGAGGUGAAGGACAAGAUCAGCAACUUUUGUCACGUUUCACCGAAUCAGGUGAUCUGCAUACACGAUCUGUCGUCGAUCUAUCACGUGCCGUUGCUAAUGGAGCAGUCGGGUGUGAUCGACAUACUGAAGGAGCGUCUUCACCUGAACCUGCCCACUCCAAGACCGGCAAAUUUCAUGCAAUCUUGGCGCGAUCUUGCGGAACGGGUGGAUAACGUGUACAAGAAGGUGAACAUAGCGCUUGUCGGCAAGUACACCAAGUUACAAGAUUCGUAUGCAUCCGUGAUAAAAUCGCUUCUGCACGCAUCCAUCGCGGCCGGUUAUAAGUUGAAUCUGACGUUUAUCGAUUCGUCUAACUUGGAGCGGUGUACUAAAAUGGAAAAUCCAAACCUUUACUACGAUGCGUGGCAUGAUUUGACCAACAGCCACGGUAUUGUAGUGCCGGGUGGAUUCGGUUCCCGUGGCAUUGAAGGAAAAAUCCGUGCCUGUCAGUGGGCGCGCGAAAAUGGUAAACCAAUGCUUGGCAUCUGUCUAGGGUUGCAAGCCGCCGUCAUUGAAUAUGCGCGCAAUGUAUUAAAAUUGGUGGACGCACAUUCAACCGAGUGUGACGAUACAACCCCCAACCCGCUAGUGAUUGAUAUGCCCGAACACCAUACUGGCAUACUGGGAGGAACCAUGCGACUUGGCAAGCGCACAACCAUUUUCCGGGGCGACAGCAAAAUACGCCAGCUGUAUAACAACAAGGAACAAAUUGAGGAGCGCCACCGUCACCGGUAUGAGGUUAAUCCAAAGUACGUUGAGCAGCUGCAAUCACACGGUAUGCGCUUUGUCGGUACCGAUUCGGAAAAGGAACGCAUGGAAAUCAUGGAGCUGGAAGAUCACGUCUACUACGUAGCAACCCAGUUCCAUCCGGAGUAUCUGUCGCGUCCAUUAAAACCCUCGCCACCGUUCCUUGGACUGAUUCUUGCAUCGGUAGGCAAGCUAGCAUCCUAUCUGGAGGAUGGAGCAAAAUUGCUUCAUCAGCGGUGCAACGCCGCCAACCCAUCGAUGGCGGUUCGCGACAAUUCGACUGAUAAUGAUCUCCAGCAGAUCCGAGAACGAGCCAAUGGGGUACAGCAUAAGGCCAAUGCAGCGGCCACCGUUGCUAGCCCGUCCAAUGUUACACACAUGAACGGCGAUGCCAAGCUGAACGGUGUGUACGAAAAUGGAACGGAUUAAAUAUGGGUAAGUGGUUCCUUCGUAAUAGAAUGUAAAUAUCCUAAGAAAAGUAAUAUGUUUCAAAGACGGGAAAGUGGGAUAAACAAUUCUUCCAACACAAUUGUAGGCAUUGCAGAACUUGCAGGCUAAAGGAGGCUUUCAAGCCAGAGUUUAAAGUUUUGAGGAACGAACUAUUUUCAACAUCGUAUUAGGCAUUCUUAACAGAUUCAAAAGUUUUACAAAGAAAUUAAAUUUCUAUCGCUGCAUUGCAAACUACACACAAACAAUCGAAAAUUUAUAAAAUUUAACAAAUAUUCAAGCGAAAGUAGUUGAAAUAUGGAACUGAUUAAUGAUUUGCCUACACAGACUUUGAGUCUUUCGAUCGGCAUUACCCGCUUAAAAUAGAAUUAGUUUUUUUUUCUAUUCAAACUUUUCUUAUGUUCUUCAUUAAAAGCAUCAUCGAGUAUACUUACAAAAAUGAAACUUUAAUAUAAUAAAGAAAGAACAAAAUGAGAAAGGAAUAUUUUUAAAAGAAGCUAACGAUGAUGAUAGGAAAUUGUGAUUCACAAUGCAAAACUUUCAUGAAGGAAUUGAUGGUCGGCAGAGAUUUAUGGUGUACAGCGGAUGAAAUUGGUAAUGAUGGUGGAAGAAAUGCGAGCACUUCCGUUCUUUAAAAUUGUUUAAAAUCUCAUGUAUUAGAUUAUCUUGCCUUUUGCCAUAAUACAACCGAAAAAAGUUUUCUUGUUCAUCGAACUUAACAGUUGGGCUAUUACCAUACAACGUCUUGCUUCGUCGACGCUUCCUAGCUAUGCAGGAAAUUUACAUAUUUUACUUUUGCUUGUAAAGUUUUGAGCAGAGAUGAAUAGUUCAGCAGGAAAGAUCGUUAUCGUACUGUACAGCAUGGGUGUCGAAAGUGCAUCUUACUUCAUAACUUUUGUGGCUUAGUCUACAACAUAUCAAAACUUUAUCUCAAAACAAUAUAGUAUGAAAAAUGUUUCAAUUAAUUUGGUUCGUCUGCCUAAAACUGGUUCAUGUUAAUUCGCUGUAAAGCGAACCGCAGCGAUAAGUAUAUAAAAUUCAACCUUCAAAGAUGAUUUACGCUUGACAUCCCUACUGUACAGCAUAGAUUUACACUUUCUCCACGCUGUAAUCUUUCAUAUACAGGCAGUCCCCGAGAUACGCUAUAAUUUCGACCAAUUUAAAAGGAGAAAAAUUGUUAGUUUUUGUGCUAUAAACUAGCUUAUCUAUUAAAUUUCCAAAACUCGCGUACCUCGGAGACUGCCUGUAUAAAACAAUAAAACUUAGUUUUAAAUCAUAAAGCCAUUUAUAAAACAAGCGUCCAUAAUUUACCCGGUUUUCAAGUUGUUUCUUUCUAGUUCGGUUUUGGUCAAAUCGCACGAAAAUGUUUGAUUUCUUUCCUGAUUAAGACAUUAUGAUUCGUAUGAUCGUAUGAAUCGAUUCGUAUGAAAACAUAACGAGCAAAAACUCGCGAACUAGAUUGCCUUUUCUUAAAAAUUGUGAACCAUAGGUAAAAGCGAAAUAGAUAAUCUUAAGAAUGAAAUACAUCAGUUGCACACAUAAACAAUCUUGAACAGAAGUUUCCCU
Messenger RNA from Anopheles moucheti, 4144 nucleotides. RefSeq names its product CTP synthase (gene Ctps). The coding region runs from base 677 to 2560 and encodes 627 amino acids. NCBI's taxonomy places the organism in Eukaryota, Metazoa, Arthropoda, Insecta, Diptera, Culicidae. The transcript is spliced from 7 exons. Gene Ontology annotation, biological process: CTP biosynthetic process; pyrimidine nucleobase biosynthetic process. The record is from RefSeq and is a predicted model, not a curated record. Gene Ontology annotation, molecular function: identical protein binding; CTP synthase activity. Gene Ontology annotation, cellular component: cytoophidium; cytoplasm.